AGAUUUUGUCCACAAGCGAAUCUUAAACUUUCUCGUGAAGUAUCUAGAAAUUCUCUCGUUUAUUCCAUCAUAAGAAAGGAAAACUUACAUUGAAAAUAGUAAUUUUUCUACUACAACGAAGGCACUUAUUCACUACAAAUCAUUUGAUAAAGAUGGGCGAGAAAAUUCUCGUAGCAAAGCUGCGCGGUGUUAAGUCACCCGCGCGAGGAAAGGAAAUUGUGAAGCAACUUGGUGACGCGGAAAUAAAAGGAAUCAACGUGUGCACUGAUUUGGGAUCGCCAAUCAAUUACAGAGCGGUUGCGUGCGUACUACAGGACGAGCGCUUUGCCGCGACACCCUCCAACAACACUGGUUCUGAAGGCAAAUGGGGAAUUUUGCACUACGCUGCCCAUGAUGGCAACAAAGAUGUUUGUGAUUUGGUUUUGCAGCGAGGGGACUUCAGGUGCGGAACAGCGGUCACGGAAGCUGCAGAUAUUGCGCAGAAAGCGGGGCACGCUGACCUGGCCGAGUUUCUGCGGGGAUCCGCCAAGCGCGAAAGGGUCGCAAAAUUUUUUGCUUCCGAAACCGAAGAAGAGGCUGACGAUGCACUCAAUUCGUUGGAGGAGAACAGCGAGCUGAGCGCUGAGAUGCUCUGCAACUUCGGCCUGUCGAUGAAGCUCACCCCGAUCACGGCAAAUGCCCUCCUCGACAGUGCGUCGGCGAAGGAGUUUCUUUUGGCCAAGGACGAAGAUAACUGGACGAUGCUACACUGGGCGGCAUUCAAGAACAAUUACGAGUUGGUUCGCAGAAUUGUAGAUGAUCACAGCCGGCACGCGGGUGGAAUCAUUAAUGCUACAAACGAUAGUGGUCAAACGGCGUUUUCUAUGGCAGUCUCAUCUGGAGAGUACGGGAUCGCGCAUAAAAUUCAGUGCUCGGAUCAUUUCAUUUUUGAGGAACCUGACACUUCCAGUGUUCCACCGAACUUGUUGGCGGAGCUAGAGGAUCGCUGGCUGCCGCUUUGGAGGCUGAAAGCGUGCAGGAUUGAGGAUGAUUGCGCAUCGCUCGUGAAAAGGCUUAGAACACUCGAAGAUAUAGAUCUAGUAAUGGACUUUGGGUGGCAUGACGUCAACUACAUCGCCAUCCGGGCACUCCUGGACUUUGCCAAAAAAAAAGAAGAUGACUAUUGGGGAUGUGACUAUUUCGAUGUCGACAACAUCGAUGAGUAUUAUAACUACCUCGAGAUAAAUGAGUAUGCCUACGGUUACGAUCUCUUGCGCUCUGCUGUGGAGGACGGAGAGGCUGGCAUCGUGGAAAUGCUUGUGAUGGGCAUGGGGUUUCUCAACGAUUUCGAGCAGAGAUACCCUGACGGAGUCGGAUCUGAGUUUCCCCCGGUGAACGCAAGUAACAUACUCCACAUCUGUGUGGCCAGAACGACGGAGGAAGAUGUCACUCUUAGACUCUUAGAAGCGCUGUCUUUGCAUCAGAGCGCCAUGGCGGCUCUGAGUGCAACCGAUGGCUCGGGGAAGACGCCAAAAGAUGUCGCUAAAGCUGUUCAUGGAGUGGAUUCGUCAAUUUACAAGUUUCUGCAUCAGAAGGAUACGAUUCACAGGCUUGCGCAAACGUCGGAAGUGGAUGAGUGCCGACGAAUUGUGGAGUCUCUGACAGAGUCCCUGACGGAGCCGCUCCAGUGCAAAAUUUGCUUGAAGGAUAAUAUCGGCGUGGCGCUAUCGUGCGGGCACCAACUUUGUGCCACAUGUGUCACCAAAAUGACAGAAAGAGGACCAGGUGGGUGCGAAAAGUGCCCUUUCUGUCGCGCAGCCGUGACGUCAAAAAUCAAGCUGUUUUUCAAUUGAAUUAAGCAUAUUCUCGGAUAAUUCCAGUGCUGGAUAGGUCAAUGACCAAUAGAAGUAUGAAAACAAUCUUCGUCAUUGUAUCUCGCAACUUAUAUCAGAGUAGUUUAUAGCACGCAUGGUGCAUGGAGUAGCAUGGAGUGCAUGGAGUAGCAUGGAGUGCAUGGAGCGCAGAGCUUUAAGGGGCGCAAGAAGCUCCC
Molecule: messenger RNA, 2029 nt
Organism: Amoebophrya sp. A25
Lineage: Eukaryota; Dinophyceae; Syndiniales; Amoebophryaceae
Source: the annotation of a GenBank genome assembly